This is a messenger RNA of Gongylonema pulchrum, 693 nucleotides long. Lineage: Eukaryota; Metazoa; Nematoda; Chromadorea; Rhabditida; Gongylonematidae. The record is from the annotation of a GenBank genome assembly.
UUGUACAUAUUUCCUAAAAUCCAUUUUCAGACAACAAACUUUGAUGGCGCUGUGACGAGCGUUGCUUUUUGCCCAGAAUCGAAAUGGACCAUUCUUGCUGUAACGUUGGCGACAGGAAAAUUGAUCGUAUCGAAUUCUUUCCACGGUGAUCGACAGCUGAUUGCAUCCACGACGAAAUAUCUCGCCGAACUUCGAGAGCAAGUUGCACGUCAAGUAGUGUGGCAUCAUAAAGGAGACUACUUCGCGACGUUUGCUGGCUCGGAGUCACCCAAACUCAUUUAUAUACAUCAGCUCUCCAGAUGUAAAUCUCAAUGGGUGAGCUGCAUGCUUGUGGACACCUAUGGAGACAAUUUGUUUGUUGGUGGUCACGACAAGACCUUCUCAUGGAUCGACCUGCAGCUUUCCAGUAAGCCGUGGAAAUGUGUGCGCCACCACACUGCAGCUGUACGCGCUGUUGCUCAGCACCGGAGGUAUCCGCUGAUAGCAACUGUAUCGGACGACGCAACAGCAAUCGUAUAUUAUGCCCGAAUUAGCAACGAUCCGUUGAAAGAGAAUGAAUUUGUCCCCGUGCGACGGUUGCGCUCGCACUCACCUCAAAAAAAUGGUCUCGCCAUAUUAGCAGCAAUAUUCCACCCUACUCAAGCUUGGCUUAUUACGGCCGGCUCCGAUGGUUCCAUUGCACUGUUCACGUGA